CAUCAGCUUCGAGUACUAGGGCACGGAUUAUCGCAGCUGUUAAGAAACCGGAAGAAAACCCCAGUUUCUUCAGCUCCUCCUACAGGAGAAGAUGAGGCUGUUCGUACCAUUGAAGGCACAUCGCAAACACGUGCGCCACGAGUUAUCCAUCAGCAUGUGGUGACGACGCCAUGCAAGCGGGAAUACAAAUCCGCUGUUCAACGAGUCAUGGAUAAUCAGGUCAUUGCACGGAAUUUAUCUCCAAAACGUCCAAUGAUUCGCACACCAGUUCGACCUAUUAGGAAUCCUCCACUGACAGCUGCGACGAAUCCUACUCAAGUUGCAAAACAAAGCAAAGCUGAGGCUUUGCGUCGUGAAAAGGAAGAGCUUGCUGCGCAAUUGCGAGAAGAACAGUGUAAAGAGAGAGCGGAACGUAUUCGUAAAGAACGCGAAGAGAAAGCAUUGAGGAUAAAGUUAAGGCCUAAACCGUCGACUGGAAAAAAAGAGGCUGAAGAAAGGCAAAAAGCUGAAGCGAGAAAGCGAAAGGAGGAGAUGGAUGAGCGGAGGAGAGAGGAAAUUCGAAUUCAAAAAAGUCCUUCGAAAGCAAAGCCCGCUUCUCGUCUUAUGCUAUUCCCGGCUACUCCUGGACGUGCCCCAUCAAAAGUGACGAAAAUGGGUGCCAUGGGUGAAGCUUCCAGGAGAGCCAACCUCAUAACACUAUUGCGAGAGGAAGAAAAGCGUAGGCUACGACUGGAUAGUGAUGUUAGGCAACGUCAGCUUCCCUCAGGAAACAUCGCUGUGAAAAUGGAAGUAGAUGAAGUGCAGCCCCAGGAUGAACAACGACUAAUCUUCGAGGAGCAAGAAAGAGUACGGCUUCUGGAAGAAGAAAAGCAAAGGGAAAAACGAAUUGCCGAAGAAAAAAUGGAGCGUGAAAGGCUGAGACUCGAGGAGGAGCAAAGGAAACAAGAAGAACAAGAGGCUUUCCUGAGGGAGCAGGAGCUGGAAAAGCAGAAAUUGUUAGCUAUUCAGCAGAAAGAGGCGGAAAGGUUACUAGAAGAACAAGCAAAAAGGGUAGCAGAAGAAGAGGAGAAGUUUUUGAAAGCAGCUGAACAAGAAGAACUCAAAAGGUUGCGUGACGAGGAAGAAGAGGCAUUGAAACGUUUGAACAUAAGCUCCUCAGCUGAGCUCCACAAUCGCCACCUUGAGAACGUCAGUUUGAACACGCCUGCUGUCCAUCAACAAUCAACGUCUCGUAACUCGUCGUAUGAGCUUACUCCUGACAAGGUGUUCAAGCCAUCCAGUGAGAAUAACUACAACAUAGAAGAUUUGUCCAGUGGAGACGAAACCGACCAAGAGGAUGCUCCUCGCAAGAAAGUUCCGGUUUGGGCCGAGGGUGCCCUUCUUCGAAGAGCACUUGCCGAACAAGCACAGAUUCUCAGAGCUGGCAGAUUCGAUCCUGAUGAAUUCUUCGGCGAGAUUUUCCCUCCGGAUCUGUCGAAGAUUUUCGGGACGUCAAAGAGAUACCCGCGGCGAGGUUCUUCAGGAAUAUGGGAGUCCCCGAUCAGUAAACCGCGUCAAGGAGUUGGAGCAUUUCAGAAACGAUUCAACCCGAAGACGUUU
Messenger RNA from Ostertagia ostertagi, 1599 nucleotides. NCBI's taxonomy places the organism in Eukaryota, Metazoa, Nematoda, Chromadorea, Rhabditida, Trichostrongylidae. The record is from the annotation of a GenBank genome assembly.